AUUCAAAUUCAUAUUGAAUUCUAGCUGUAUUUUCAAUUGCACAGUCGACGCGCAAAGUUCGCCUUCGGAAACGUUUUGUUUUUUAAGCGCGCUUUUGUUUUGGCCAAACAAAUAGAAAAUAUAUAAUUAUUUUAAACGUGGAGAAAUACAAGUGUUUAAGAAAAACAAAUAAAUGUUAAAGAAUAAUUACUUAAUUGACAAAUAAAAAAGUAUAGUUACUCAACUUGAAAAUAUAUAAAAAAUAUAAACAUUUGCAUAAGUUAGUCGUAUAACAAUGACGUCAGCUAUAAGACCCAUUGAUGUGCUACUGCAACGAGCCGGUGUCCGCGGACAUCAGCGUGCUCCCUCUGAUUCCAAGGAGUUCCACGAGGUGACCAAACGCGAUGCACUGCGUCUGCUGGAGAACGAUGUGGAUCGUCUAUUGCAGACCACAGAGCCGGCCAGACGUCCAGCACUACAAGCUGAAAUGGGUCGCUUUGCGGAUCUCUUUGGACGUUUUCUGCAAGAGGAGGGUCCCGCAUUGGAUUGGAAUAAAAUUCAAAAGCUGCCCGAGAAUGCGGUGAUGAACUACUCCAACCUGAAGUCGCCCAAGAAUGAGCAGAAUGAGAUACGCAAUAUGUUGGAUAAACUGGUGGUGAUCAAGUUGAAUGGUGGUCUGGGCACCUCCAUGGGUUGCCAUGGACCCAAGAGUGUUAUUCCCGUGCGCUCCGAUUUGACCUUUUUAGAUCUGACCGUGCAGCAGAUUGAGCAUCUCAAUAAAACCUACGAUGCGAAUGUUCCUUUGGUGCUGAUGAAUUCCUUUAAUACCGACGAGGAUACCGAGAAGAUUGUGCGUAAAUACAAGGGUUUCCGUGUCCAGAUUCAUACCUUCAACCAGAGUUGCUUUCCACGCAUCAGUCGCGAGCAUUUCCUGCCCGUCGCCAAGGACUUUGAUGUGGAAAAGGAUAUGGAAGCCUGGUAUCCUCCUGGUCACGGUGACUUCUACGACACCUUCCGCAACUCUGGGCUGCUCAAGAAGUUCAUUGGCGAGGGUCGCGAGUACUGUUUCCUCUCCAACAUUGACAAUCUGGGCGCCACCGUUGAUCUGAAUAUACUUAAUAAGCUCGUGGGCGAGGAGAGGGCGAGCACACCUGUCGAAUUCGUCAUGGAGGUGACCGACAAGACACGUGCUGACGUUAAGGGUGGCACUCUCAUUCAAAUGGAGAACAAGCUGCGCUUGCUGGAAAUUGCUCAGGUGCCACCAGAGCAUGUGGAUGACUUCAAGUCGGUCAAGACCUUCAAGUUCUUCAACACUAACAAUAUUUGGGCCAACCUGGCAGCUAUUGAUCGCGUUUUGAGGGAACGCACACUGAACAUGGAGAUUAUUGUUAAUAACAAGACAUUGGAGAAUGGACUGCGUGUUGUGCAGCUGGAGACGGCAGUGGGUGCGGCCAUGAAGUGCUUUGAUGGCGCCAUUGGCAUUAAUGUGCCACGUUCCCGUUUCUUGCCUGUGAAGAAAUCCUCAGAUCUGUUGCUGGUCAUGUCCAAUUUGUAUACGUUGAAGAAUGGCAGUUUGGUGAUGUCACCGCAACGCAUGUUCCCCACCACACCGCUUGUCAAACUGGGCGAAAAUCAUUUCUCCAAAGUCAAGGAGUUCUUGGGUAGAUUUGCCAACAUACCCGACAUUAUUGAGCUCGAUCAUUUGACGGUCAGCGGUGAUGUGACCUUCGGACGUGGCGUCUCCUUGAGGGGCACUGUGAUUAUUAUUGCUAAUCAUGGUGAUCGUAUUGAUAUACCCGCUGGCGCCAUUUUGGAGAACAAAAUCGUAUCUGGCAACAUGCGCAUCUUGGAUCAUUAAGCAAUUAAUUGAUAUAUAUAUAUAUAUACAUACUAUAUAAGAUGUAUAUAUAUGUGUGAUAUAUGCCAGAAUCUAUCAUUAUCUCUGUAGCAUAAUUAACUAAGUUUAUGUAGUAGCCAUGUUCAAGAGUUCCAAAUUAUCUAACGCGUUUCAUUUAGCUCAAUUGUUGUUAAUAAGCACAAAGUGUCAUUUAGUAUAUAUACUUAUAUAUAUUUAUAUAAAAAGUGCUUCAGAUUUGUAUAUAGCUAAGUCCAUGAGAGUUUUUAAACACAUUUGCGAAAUUGAGUCAAAUUUAAAUAUUGAAUAAAGGCAUGUUUAUAUAAU
This is a messenger RNA of Drosophila innubila, 2161 nucleotides long. RefSeq names its product UTP--glucose-1-phosphate uridylyltransferase (gene UGP). Gene Ontology annotation, biological process: UDP-alpha-D-glucose metabolic process; glycogen metabolic process. NCBI's taxonomy places the organism in Eukaryota, Metazoa, Arthropoda, Insecta, Diptera, Drosophilidae. Gene Ontology annotation, molecular function: UTP:glucose-1-phosphate uridylyltransferase activity. The record is from RefSeq and is a predicted model, not a curated record. Gene Ontology annotation, cellular component: cytoplasm. The coding region runs from base 275 to 1837 and encodes 520 amino acids. The transcript has 9 exons.